Molecule: messenger RNA, 5144 nt
Organism: Epinephelus fuscoguttatus (brown-marbled grouper)
Lineage: Eukaryota; Metazoa; Chordata; Actinopteri; Perciformes; Serranidae
Gene: sp4
Product: sp4 transcription factor
Exons: 7
Coding region: 639-2951 (770 amino acids)
Biological process (GO): regulation of transcription by RNA polymerase II
Molecular function (GO): DNA-binding transcription factor activity, RNA polymerase II-specific; RNA polymerase II cis-regulatory region sequence-specific DNA binding
Source: RefSeq, a predicted model, not a curated record
ACAACUCCCAUCUCGACCCUCGCACGCCGAGCCCCGUCGUCCAAUCUGAAUAUGUGGGAGGAGCGCGUCCGCCCACAAAAGCCACAGCUAUCUCCCCGUAUCUCCCCCUUUAAAAAAAUCAAUUGUGCACGAAAAAAAGGGGAAUACGCGUAAAAUACAAACAGUGGUGACGGUUUGUUUUCGGUGCACGACGGACGGCGACGAGGCGUCCUCGCGUCGUGCUGCGAGGGAAACGGCGGCGACAGGCAGGAGCAGCGAAGAGGGUGUUGUCCUGAUGCUUAAAUGGAAGUGGGUGGGCCUCCACGGUCACACACUGCCAACUUCUCUGUGGAUAUUAUUCUGACAAGCGCUAAUUUACUCGUUUAUGGACUGGCUUUCCGGUAAAAGGGACAUACGACGGGGCUGCGAGGGGGCCGAGGGGCCGGUGACGGUCACUGUGUUCUCCGUUAUCUCCGUUAUUUGUGGCUGCUUGAUUGUGCCUGCGCUUGGCACCGCCCUUCCUGGCCGGUGGGUGGUUUCGUCAAACGGGCAGAUCCGCCACGGCCCAGCGCCGAACAUAUAGGCCGUCCUCCGCCUCUGUACCCGGCCGGCCUUCUACCGUGAACUACACCCUCUCCCUCUCGGUAUAUUAAUGCGUUAUGAGUGACUCCAAGAAGGAAUCAUCUGGAACUGAAGGAGGGAAAGCAUCUAAAAAGGGGAAAAGUUCUGGAUCGCAGGAUUCCUCGCAGCCCUCUCCGUUGGCUCUGCUAGCGGCCACCUGCAGUAAGAUCGGAGGACAGGGGGGAGCGGAGGGGGCCCAGGCCCAGGUGGGGGCCCAGCAGAUCCAGGUCCAGGCAGGUCAGAUUCAGCUGCAGGCGGGUCAACUUCAGGGUCAGAUAGUGGUGGACACCGCUGGAGGUCAGGCCCUGGUGCCCCAGCAGCUGGAACUGGUCCCGGCUCAGUUCACGGGGAACGGCUGGCAGAUCAUCACAGCAGCGCCUACUAUGGCCAAAGAGAACACCAAUCAGCCUGUUGCUGUGACAGUGGCCACCACCUUGGCUAAUGACAGCUCACCGGGGGGACGCAAGGUGAAGGAGGUGAAGCCAGUUGGUGGGACCAAUAGUGUUACAGGCAAUCAGCAACAACAGCAGUUCCAGAUCAUCCAGGUUCAGAACCUGCCCAAUGCCGGGGGCGGGGUCCAGUAUCAGGUCAUCCCUCACCUGCAGACUGCAGAUGGGCAGCAGAUCCAUAUCAGCCCGGCUCAGACAGCCUCCAUCGGGGCUCUGCCGGAGCAGGUCCAGCUCAUCCAGACACAGAGUCCAGGCCAGACCCAGGCUAUCCUCCAGCCAGCCAACCAGCAAGCCAUCCUAACAAGUACAGCCAAUCAGACGGUCCCGCUGCAGAUCCGCCCCGCACAGUCUUUCCCGCUGCAGCUGCAAACUCUGCAGGGUUCCCAGACUCCUGUUAUGACCACAGUACCCAUAAACCUCGGUGGCAUGACCCUGGCUUUGCCUGUGAUAAAUAAUGUUGGAGGGGGCGGGGCCGUGCAGCUUAUCCAAUCAGCAGAUGGCACAUUCUCUGUUGCCAAUGGCAACCAGCUGGUGACAACAGCAGUGUCUGGGGCAGCUCAUGCGACAGCAUCAACUGGCGCAACGGUAGUGGCCGAAGGUGACAGCGUGUCUGAUGUGACACAAGUGGUUUCUGCUGGAUCAGAGGGUGGAGCAGCUGACACCCAAGUACAGAGCAGCGAGGCGGACUCUCAAAGCCAGAACCAGGCCAAUGGGCUGCAGAACCAGACCGAUACAGCGGGAACCAUUCAGCAGGUGAUUGUGGGUCAGGUGGGGCACCAGUUGGUGCAGCAGAUCCAGCUGCAGCCUCAGGCACAGAGUCAGGGUCAAACCCAGGGGCAGCAGCAACCUCAGCACAUUCAGACCCUCCAGCUGGCCCCUGGACAAACCCUGCAGCCCAUUCAGGCCUUCCAGAACCCAGCCCAGGUCCUUAUCCGUACCCCGACCCUGUCCCCCUCUGGGCAGAUCACCUGGCAGACACUGCAGCUGCCUGGCGGGGUCUCCCUGCAGGGCGGCCUUGGGACGGCUGUGCCACAGCAGCUGACACUGGCCCCGGUGGCUGGUGGGACAACAGUGGGGAGCGGGGGGCUGGUGUCCCUGAGUGGAGCUCCCCUGACACUCAGCGCAGCUCAGAUCAACCCGGGAUCUGGGGUACAGACGGUCAGCAUCGCAGGGCUGGGCACUGCUGGGGUUCAGGUGCAGGGUGUUCCUCUCACCAUUACUGGUCUACAGGGUCAACCACAGGGUCAGGAUGGGGUCAAAGUUCAGUCGUCUCCAGUGACGGUCACUGUUGGCAACGUGGCAUCAGGCUCAUCGAUGAGUCCAGACCAGCUGGGCUCCGUGCAAAGUUCCUCGGACCAGGAGGGACCACCGAGCAAGAGGCUUCGUCGUGUCGCCUGCUCUUGUCCAAACUGCAGGGAUGGAGAGGGAAGGAACAGUGGGGACCCCACGAAGAAGAAGCAGCACAUCUGCCACAUGGAGGGCUGUGGGAAGGUGUACGGCAAGACGUCCCACCUGAGGGCCCACCUGCGCUGGCACACCGGUGAGAGGCCGUUCGUCUGUAACUGGAUCUUCUGCGGCAAGAGGUUUACCAGGAGCGACGAGCUGCAGAGACACCGGAGAACACACACAGGAGAAAAGCGUUUUGAGUGUCCCGAAUGCUCCAAGCGCUUCAUGCGCAGCGACCACCUUUCCAAGCACAUCAAGACGCAUCAGAACAAGAAAGGCGGAGCGGCUGUGGCAAUCAUCACCACUGAUGACAUGGAGGAAGACGCCCCCGAAGGCCUGGGUGCCUCCCCUCAGAUUGUUGCCGUGGCGACCCUCUCACGUGACUCUGACCCCGCCACGCCCACCACCUCUAAUCACCUGGAGGAAGAAGAGGAGGAAGAGGAGGAGUUUGAAUAGGCCUGUUUCUUUUGCCGAAGGCUGACUUCCUGUUUUCUUGGGAGUCUUUGCAGGGACUGUAAGAGGUGGCUACUUUUUCUUUUCUUUUUUUUUUUUUACUUUUAAUUUUGCAUAAUUUUACAAAUGUUCGCUCACGAUAAGGGACUCAAAAGAGACGGGUUCAUGCGUUGAACGGAGACGGACAAAUAUAAACAUCACAAUCUAAAAAUAACUAACACAUAUAAUAACAAAAAUUUAGCGUAAACAUAUGAAAGAUUAGUUUGGCAUUUAUGAAAUGAAUCUAUAAUAAUUCCAUUCAGUGGGGAAAGGAAUGUAAGUAGUGACUAGAUUAGCACAAGACAGGUGGACCUGCUGAAUCUAAAAUCAUGUGACAUCGAGAGACAUUUUCUUAAUCGCAACAGAAUCUAACUCUAUGCACAAAGUUGUGUUCCUGUUUCAUACCUGUCAGACAGUGUUGAGGGUCAGCCACGGUACAGGGCUGUUGCAGAGUGAUAAUAGAGCAGGGGCAGUCUUGGGAUGGCGUGUGUAUGUGUGUGUAUGUGACCUGUAUGAAUGAGUGUGUGUUUGUAUUCCCACACUGUCACCGAGAGGAUCUACCUAAUUUGAGUUUUAUUCAUGGUUCAGGUUUAGUCCUCAGAUCAGAUUCAGGUGUUGCUUCCUUCGAGACCAGUCAACGGAUAAACUGUUAUUGAAGAAGAGAGGGGAUAAUUCUAAAAAAAAAAUAAAAGAAAAAAAGAAUAGAAAAAAGCACAUAUAAAAAGAUUUAUAAAUAAUGCAUUCCUAUUGAGGCGCAGUGGCCAUUAGAAGAAAAAAAAAAGGUUUCUAUAGAGAAAAACAAUCUAGCUUUCUACAACUUUGUUUGUGUAGUGAAAGCAAUACUAUAAUGACAAUCCUAGUGAAACCAUGUUUACAUUGUCAGGGGAAGUUUUCUCUGUUAAUAAAACAAGCCAGUUCGCUCUAAGAUUAGUGACAACAUCUGAAAGCGGCACUGUUGUCUGAACAAAGCCUGUUACUUUGCAGAUACCACAGGGUGGCUUCAACAUCAUAGCUGCAGUCUAUCCAGUGUUGGCUUGUAAUUUUUAUACGCUCAGUUACCACCACACGGCACCUGGUAGAUGUAACGGCAAGUUUCAUUGGACAGUGGCACCGUCACUGGUGUUGCUUUUUGCCCUCUGUGCUCUGGUGAAGACCCCUCUCCGACUCUAACUGUGCGACGUGACCGACGUACCGCAAUUGCCUUAACACAAGCUGUUGUACAGACGUCAGAGUUAGCAGGGUGGAGAAAGAGGGGAGUUCUCCUGCAUUACGAGAGGCGACAUGAGGAGCACACGACAGCACAGAGAGGUGAAGUGAGACAGAGUGAGAGGAGCUGUGGGUGAGAGGAGCUGUGGGUGGGAGUGGGUCGGGCUAUUUAGCUAUGUGGAUAUUAUGAGAUGUUUUCUGGUGGUGUUGCUCUGUGUUAGUUCAGUGCGUACAUUUUUUUUUUUAAAUUGAAAGAUAAUUUUAUUCUACAGAGUUUAUCGGUUGUUUUAAAAAAGUCCCCUCCCAGUAUGUUAACACACAGGACCCCGCUGUGUACGGCUAAUUUAUUAUUUAUCCUUGAGUUGUACUAUUUGCCUUUUGCUGGACUUGUAUUUGUGUGCGUUGAUUCUGAGGUUGUGUACAGCAUGUUUGAGUUUUUCGCUGUAGUGCCGCUUCUCUCUUCUUUACUCUUUGUGCUUGUUUUUUCUUUUUUCUACGUCCGACCAUUGCUGUUCAUUUCUUCUCUUUGCGCCAUAACGUGUUUUUUGGAGAAAAAUAAAUAACACAAGAAGAAGAAAGCAAAAAAAAAAAAAAAAAAAAAAAGUUAUUAUUGUUUAAAGUUGAAAAAGGUUGAUACCAAACAAAUUUAGAUGUUUUUGGUAAUAUUUUGUGUGACAACCAACUUUUUUUUUCUUUGAUAUUUUGUAGUGACAUCUCAUUUGUAAAAUCUUUUUCUAAAAAGAUGUUUGUUCGUCUCCAUGACAUUUGAUAAUGGGUUUUUUGCCAGGUUAGCCUCAAAGGCCCCAGUUUAUUGAUAUUUUUAAAACUGGUUUGUACAAACGUGUUAUGUCGAUUAAAAAAAACAAAGAAAAAAGGACAACUUCAAGCAGAAAAGAUGCUUUGCCUGCAUAACACUUGACAAUAAAGUGAUUAAAACUGUCUUAAAUUCCA